GAAGACACAUGAGAAGUAGCAUCCAAGCGAAAAACACCAUGAGAAACCAACUGAUCUUGGCCACCAUCUGUAUCCUCCUCUGCGUUACCUCAGCACAGGAGGUGGUAUCAAAAGAAAAUGAGUUACUCGAACAAGUAGGAGAACUUCUCCGACUGGUUCUCGAUCUAAGCUUCCAAACAAAGGGCAUAGAGGAGAAAUUCCGACAUCAGCGAGAUGAGAUCGAACGCAUUGAAGGACUCGAAACUACUCUGGUGAAGUUGGAGACUGGCAUUCUGGACAGCAUCAACAUCACCGCCGCGGGUGUCGGUAAUUUGACGGCUUUCAUUGAGGCUGCGCAAGCCCAAAACGACCAGGCCAUUCAGAACCUCACCACGGUGGACGGUGAAAUCCGAAACGUUCUGAGCGAUGUGGAGGCCAACCAAAAUAAAUACGAAAAGGAUCUGGAUCAAGUGGCGGCGUCGAUUAACACACACCUGAGUGAGAUUGAACAACUGCUGCGGGACGCCAUCGUUGGUGGACUAACUGACCUGGACCACAAGACCUUGAUCCUCCAGCAACAACAACAGGAAAUCAACGGCCAGGUUGGCCAUGUACAGGAGCUUAAUGGUCUGGCACGACAAGCCAACUAUAAACUGCAGCAACUGGAAUGCGGCCUUACCAAGCUGAACAGUUCUCAAACGGAAAGCCUAAACACCAUCAAGGGGUCCGUCAUUGGAAUCCAGGUAUCCUCUUCCCAGAUCGAUCAGAAAAUCGGAAUCCUCUUAGAUAACCAGAAAAAUAUUGAAAAGUCCCUGGGAGGAUGCUCAAAGUGGCGGCCUUAUGAGCAAAAAGGUGAUAAAUCUCACGAAGUAUGGACACAUCCAGAACACGUCUCGGAAUAUAAACCCCACCAGGAACACAAACCGAAAUUUGAGACCACCUAUCCAUCUGAAGAAGAAGCGACCUAUCUGUAUAAGCUUUGGUACGGAAAAGGUCCUGAGAAAUCAAAUGGUUAUUAAAAGAAAUAGAAAAAUUUACCACUGAUCCAAGUUUACCACCAAGAUCUUUCCAAUUGCAACGAAUACAAACUAAUAAAUAUAGUUUCUUUUAUAUUUUUGUGAAA
Messenger RNA from Drosophila ananassae, 1102 nucleotides. RefSeq lists its product as uncharacterized. The record is from RefSeq and is a predicted model, not a curated record. Bases 9 to 998 code for a protein of 329 amino acids. NCBI's taxonomy places the organism in Eukaryota, Metazoa, Arthropoda, Insecta, Diptera, Drosophilidae. The transcript is spliced from 2 exons.